CACGCAUCUUCCGCAAAUACAUCGACCGAGAAGAGGGAAAGGCACGCACGGACGCAAAAAAGAACGACAGAAGGAGAAGAGCGCCUUUCACCAUCGGGAGCUCAGCUUGCGAGAUUCCUAUAGCAAUCAGGUUCUAUAAAUUUGGGAGUCAAAGGAACAAAGCAGACUCUAGUGAAAUUUUGACAAAUUUUUUUUUUUUACGGAAAGAAGCCCACCCAAAUUUUGCAAUCCUGGCUCUGUCUCUGGUUGUUACCGACAGCAUAAGCUUCCAUGGAGAUUUCCUCAAACAACACAAACGUCUUCUGCAACUUCUGCACGCAUGCUCAAGGGUUCGUUCCCUUAGAGCAACAAAACAACUCCAUGCUCUCAACAUCACGAUGGGUCCGUCUCCAACCCAACCCACUUUUGUCUACAAUAAUAUCAUGUCUCAAUAUUCGUCACUUGGGGAAUUGUCAGUUGCUCGUUACUUGUUUGAUAAAAUGCCUCAUAGAAACGUUGUGUCAUAUAAUAUCAUAAUUAGUGGUUAUAGUAGUUGUGGGUAUGUAGGGGAAGCUUGGAAAAUAUUUUCUGUGAUGAGAGUUUGUGGGUUUGAGCCAACUCAGUAUGCAGUUGGUGGGUUUUUGACAUGUAGGUCAUUGGAUGUUUAUCAUGGGGUUCAAUUGCAUUCUUUGGUAAUAAAGAAUGGACUGUUUGAUGUAGAUGCUUUUGUGGGGACUUGUUUGUUGGGAUUUUACGGAAGGCAUGGGUUGUUAGAGGAAGCAGUUUGGGCAUUUGAGGAUAUGCCUUGUAAGAGCUUGGUAACAUGGAAUUCACUGAUAUAUUUGCUUGGAAAUCACGGUUUUGUUAAAAAUUGUGUGUUUUUAUUUCGGGAACUAGUGAGGAUGCACUGUACUUUGUCUGAAGGUUCUUUUGUGGGUGUUUUUUCAGUAUUGUCAUGCCAGCAAGACUUUGAAUUUGGGGAACAACUGCAUGCUUUAGUCAUAAAAAAUGGGUUUAAGUGUGAAGUUGCAGUGUUGAACUCUCUUAUAAGUAUGUAUAUGAAGUGCACUGGCAUAUUCUUGGCUGAGAAAAUUAUUGAAGAGGUGACUUUUCUGGAUGUGGUAUCAUGGAAUACUAUGAUUGGUGCGGUAGCAAAAACUGAUAGACCUCAAAAAGCAUUAGAAUUCUUUACUAAAAUGUCCAUGGAUGGAGUUUUGCCUACUGAGACCACAUUUGUUAGCCUUAUAAACUGUUGUACACAUUUGGACAUUCCAUUCUAUGGAGAGUCCUUUCAUGUUAAGAUAAUCCAGCAUGGUUUGGAAUCUAAUGUUUUUGUAGGUAGUGCAUUGGUUCAUUUUUAUGCUAAAUGUGAUAACUUGGAAAGUGCCCAACGCUGUUUUAAUGAGAUCUAUAUGAAAAAUGUGGUUUGCUGGAAUGCUUUGAUUUUGGGUUACUCUAAUAAUUAUUCCCCUGCAUCCAUACUCUUACUGCAAGAAAUGCUUCAUUUAGGUUACCGACCUAAUGAGUUCUCAUUUUCAGCUGCGCUUAAGUCAUCAUUGGCAUUAGAGCUCCAGCAGCUGCAUUGCUUAAUUGUAAGAAUGGGAUUUCAGAAACACGAGUAUGUGUUGAGCUCUCUUAUAACCUCAUAUGCCAAAAAUGGUCUCAUAUCUCAUGUCCUGGUCUUUCUCACAGAUUCUGAUGGUCUUCUUGCUGCAGUUCCGUCUAAUGUCAUUGCUGGAAUUUAUAACAGAAUUGGGAGAUAUAAUGAAACUCUAAAAUUUCUUUCUCUACGUGAAAAACUUGACAUUGUAUCCUGGAACAUUGUGAUUGCAGCUUGUGCCCGCAGCGGUUAUUACGAAGAGGUAUUUGAGCUUUACAAACAGAUGCAUUUGAUUCAAGUCCUGCCAGACAAUUAUACAUUUGUCAGCCUUCUAAGUGUGUGCGCAAAACUUUGCAAUUUUUCUUUGGGCAGUUCUCUUCACGGUUAUAUCAUUAAGAUAGAUUUCAGUUCUUGUGACACAUUUGCAUGCAACGUUUUAAUUGACAUGUAUGGGAAAUGUGGUAGUGCAGACAGCUCAGUGAAAAUCUUUGAAGAAAUGAAAGAAAAAAAUUUAAUCACAUGGACAGCUCUAAUUUCUGCACUUGGACUUAAUGGUUAUGUUCAUGAGUCAUUAGAACGAUUCAGAGAAAUGAUACUCUUGGGCUUUAAGCCUGAUGGAGUAGCUUUUACUGCAGUUCUUACAGCUUGCAGGCAUGGCGGGUUAGUGAGAGAUGGGAUGGAGUUAUUUGGGAAAAUGAAAAUGGAUUAUGGUGUUGAACCAGAAAUGGAUCAUUACCAUUGUAUGGUUGACUUGUUGGCUAAAUGUGGACAUGUUACAGAAGCAGAGACAGUGAUUUCCAACAUGCCCUUCCCACCAAAUGUCAUUAUAUGGCGUAGUUUCCUUGAAGGCUGCAAGACUCAUGGAGCUGCAAUGGACCAAGCAGUAGGACAUCUUUAAUUGUGAGUUAGAAUAGAGGAAUUCCUUGUAACGUCUAUGCAUUGGUGGUGCUUCUUUGAGCACGUGAGUUAAUAGUCCUACCUUCCAGUUUUGAUCCUUCUUUGAACAGAUCCUGUAUGAGUCCUACCUUUUGGGUGGAUUUAUAAUUUUGGUAGGUAAGGCUACUCUGAGCUUUAAACAGAGGAAACUAAAAAGAGUUGAGGCAAUGAAGCAUUGCCUUUUCCUUUUCUUUUUGGCUUGAUUUCAGGUGAAAAUACUUCUCAUGCGAAUUGUGGACCCUAUAAUUCCAUUACCAUUUCAGCCCCGCCCCCACCUCCUUAUUUGAUUGCAAUGCUGUCCAUUGCACAAAUUUCAGGUCACCAUUGUCCUAUUGGAUAAUGUGUGUAUUUUGAGGAUGUCAUGUCAGAUGUGCUUGCAUUUCGAAGACAUCUGCAUGAGUACAGAAACAAGAUUCAAGUACUGUCAACUAAAGGGUAAGAACAAGGGUUUAUUUAUAAUAAAGCAUUCUUGUUUAGAGCACGGUUAAACAAGUUUUUUUUGGUGAUUUUUAUUACAAACGUCUUAAAUGGUGUUUUGAAAAAAAUUCCAAGCACCAUUCUGAUAUGUAAUUCAGCGAUCAAAAAAUGGUCAGUUUCCCUUCUCAGUGCUUCCCUACAGCCCCGCCUCUGCCGCCGCCUGGCCCGCUCCCCUCUCCAAGAAGCCAUUCCCCACUUCGUCUCUCUCUUGUCUACCACCAAGCACCCAUCACCACAGACCUCUCACAACCAUCAUCAGUUGACUCUUCUCACAUUCAUGGUUGCAGCACCUCAAUUCUUUGAUUCUUUGCCAUUGAUUUUUCCUUUCAAAAUAUCUGGGUUUUUUUUUUCUGCUCUAACCAAAUUACGCAAGAUUGGUCAGAAGUGGGGAACCUUAACCCCAAACACAACGUUUAUCGGAUUUUUGUCUCUCUUACUUUACUCUUGAUCUGAUUCUUUGAUUUAUUUCAGUGAACAAAAGGCCUUUCCAAUGCAAUGUGUUGUUUAGCAGGGUAUGAUAAGUGUUUUAGUGGUUCCUUUCCAAGAGGUUGGCUUAACAGGGUCCACAUUUAUGUGAAAGAAAAUUUGGUUGGUAUUCAAUUUUCUCAACCGGGGGGUUUGUCUAAUUUUGUAGAUCAGAAGAGCUACAGGUCAACUUGCAUGUUGGUGUUAUUAGUGGUUUCUCGAGUGAUUUUUUCUUAAAGAUUAAUCUGUUUGCUGGGUUUUACAGUGAAUUAGUUUGACGGGCCUAGAGUUUAGAAACCCACAAACAACUUUUCUUUGGGUUUUCACCUGAAAAGCGUGUCAUUAGAACCGUCCUUUCUAUUUUGGAUUAAAUACUCCUUUAUUUAUUGAAGCUCAAAGGAAAAGCCUCAUACUCGAAGAAAUAGAUGUAGUACGAGAGAGUGGGCUAAACUUUUCAGCAUUUGUGCAAUUGUGUAGAAAAAGUUUAAACAUCACUAGCAUCUGUCAUACAAUUAUCAUUUGGAGCCUAUCAUUAGCAAACUGUUGGGAAUUUUUAUAUAUGUACUUCUAACUAGGAAAAUUUAUUCUUUAAUUGCAAUUUUGUAGUUCGGAGAACAAUGUGUUCCAAAUGACUCAUUGCAUAUAGUCAUUUCAAGUGUAAUACAUCUAAUUAUUUCAAAUAUAUUCAAUCCAAUAGUGUCAAGUCCAAAUUCAAUAAACCGGAGUCUAUUUGGAUGGAGUGAUUUCAAAUCUAGGAUUUAUAGUUAAGACGGUUUAUUGAGACUACUACAAUACAUGUGUGCAAAGAUUUAAGUAAGACGGGGAAUGAAGAAAACAAAUAGAUUUUAAAUUACUCAUUGCAUAUAGUUUUUUCAAAUACAUAAAAUCAAAUCUCUUCGAAAAAAAA
Molecule: messenger RNA, 4364 nt
Organism: Prunus persica (peach)
Lineage: Eukaryota; Viridiplantae; Streptophyta; Magnoliopsida; Rosales; Rosaceae
Product: pentatricopeptide repeat-containing protein At3g58590
Exons: 4
Coding region: 378-2477 (699 amino acids)
Biological process (GO): RNA modification
Molecular function (GO): protein binding; RNA binding
Source: RefSeq, a predicted model, not a curated record